GGCGGCCACUUCUUUUGGGAUCAGUGUGUGGACCGCGGCCCCGGCUCGAUCGCGACGGACUGCGUGGAUGGAGAGGGGGUGGGCGCGGGGGGUUACCGUAGCCGCACAAAAGCCGUUUCUUUACCUGCCCUCCCGGUGGUGGGGCUGCACGAGGGAACGCGCCUCUAAGCUGAUUGGAACCGAAGGAUGUGAAUACCUCCGCGGGAUUAGAGGGUUAUUGGCCGAGGAACAAUGCGCCGCGGCUCGGUGCGCCAUUCCCGGCUUUUGUUGGCGAGGCGGCGGACGCACGGUCCCCGCUCUCCAGACUCCCAGCAGUGAGUCCACGCAGCCUCCCCGCUCCGUCUGCUCACCCACCCGGCGUGGAUAAUAUGACUUCCUGGCCAUUCACAUAUGGCAGCGUCCCUGUGUGUCUCCUGCUCAUCGUGGCUCUCUGCGCUGGAACUUCCCAUCCGGGCGACAACUUGUGCUCAUCUGCUCUGAUUACGUCUUGCAAAGAGUGCCUCAGACGUGGACCGCAGUGUUCCUGGUGCUUCCAAGAGGACUUUCUGGAUGGAGCGGCCGCUUGGCAUCGCUGUGACUUGCGUGUGAACCUUCUCCGAAAAGGCUGCGGACCGGAAUUCACAGAGAAAUCCGACCUCAAGGUGGAGGUCAACGGCGCCGUCAGCGGCACGCAAGUGUCGCCGCGAGACGUCAGCAUCACGCUCACGCCAGGUGCGGAGGCUAGCUUCAUAGUUAGCGUAAAGCAGCUGCCGCGAUAUCCGGUGGAUCUUUACUACCUGGUGGAUGUAUCCGCAUCCAUGCAAGAAAAUCUCGAUCACCUCAAGACUGUGGGUGUAGCUCUGUCCCUGCGCAUGGCGGAGCACUCCUCAGACCUUUGGCUCGGUUUCGGCUCCUUCGUGGACAAGCCGGUGUCGCCUUACAUCAACGUGCAUCCCACCAAGAUCAACAACCCCUGCAGUGACUACGCGAUCCACUGCCGUCCUGCCCACGGCUUCCACCACGUCUUAAGCAUGACUGGAAACAUGAGCGAGUUCACACGCGUGAUCAAACGCCAACGCAUCUCGGGGAACAUGGAUACACCCGAGGGAGGCCUGGACGCGAUGCUGCAGGCUGCUGUGUGCCAGAGAGCCGUGGGCUGGCGUCCAGAGGCCAAGCGUCUGUUACUCCUGAUGACCGACCAACCUUCUCACCUCGCCCUAGACAGCCGGCUGGCGGGAAUCGUCAUUCCUCACGACGGUCUGUGCCACCUGGAAAACAACGUCUACACUGGGAGCACCAGGAUGGACCACCCCAGUCUGGGCCAGUUGUCUGACAAACUGCUGGAAAAACACAUUUACUCCAUCUUUGCUGUGGAGAAACAGCAGUACCAGUGGUACGAGGAGUUGGUGCGCUUGCUCCCUGGCUCCUACCUGGGGAAGAUCGGUUUCUUCCAGUCCCCAAACCUCAUUGAUCUCGUGGUGGACUCGUACAAGAGCUUGUUGGCAGAAGUGACAUUGUUGGUGUCAGUGGACGACGAGGUGUUCAGCAGGUACUGGACGUCCGUGUCACCCAUCUGCCCCGAAGGGGCCACGGCCAAAGGCCAGAGCUGCCUCGGGGUGCAGCCUAACCAGACGGUCUACUUUAACGUCAGCAUCGGCCUCCACUCCUGUCCCGACCACGGUGCGGAUGAAGACAUCCUAGCCAUGGUUCGCCCUGUGGGCUACAACGAAUCCACCACCGUUCGGAUCCGCUCCAAAUGUCAGUGUCGUUGCGGGUCAACCGGACGCUGCCACGAGAACGACCGGUCGCCGUGUGGGGGGACUACGGAUGGCGGCGGUCAGCGGCACGUGCCGCUUCAGGGACUUGUUAAUGAAUCAAAGUGGAAUUGUCGAGCGGAAGGCUCUCAUGUGGACUGCAGCGGCCGUGGGGUGUGCGAAUGUGGGAAGUGUGUGUGUGAACGCAGUAGACUUGGUACGAUCUAUGGAAAAUACUGCGAGAAGGAUGAUUUCUCCUGUUCUUACAAAGACGGACUGCUGUGUGGGGGACGUGGUGUGUGUGUGUUGGGCGAAUGUGUGUGCGAGGACAAUUGGACAGGCCAUAGCUGCGGUUGUCCCAUCUCCACGGCAACCUGCCAAACACCUGACGGCUCGUUGUGCAGCGGACGAGGCGCGUGUGUGUGCGGCCAGUGCGUGUGUGACAACCACAGAUUCUCUGGAGACUUCUGCGAGAGAUGUCCUGCUUGUCAGAGCUCCUGCCAGUCACACCGGAAGUGUGUGGACUGUCACGCGUCUCAUGGUCUCAGACAACAUGAGGCGGGACACUGUAACCACACUUGCGAAUCGGACGUCUUCUAUAUCAGCGAUUUGAUGUCAGGGGGAAAUUGGAUUCAGUGUAUGCACAUCAGUGGUGACCACUGUCGCUACUGGUUUCAAACAAGCUCAGAGUCUGGACGGAACCAGCUUCACAUUAGCACAAGAGCAGAGUGCGCCAGUCGAGGCCGGCUGGUCGGGACCUUCCUGAGUGUGUGCGCGCUGACGGUUCUGUGCGGGCUGGUGGUGGUGGCAGUCUCCAGGCUGCUCCUGCAGAAACGAGGCUGGUCGCCCGGAGAUGCCGGUCAGGACGGAGAAUAUCACUGCACUAGCAAGGAAUUGUCCUUCAUCCCGACAAGCAAUGAGAAAACAGUGACUUACAGAAGAGACCGGUCGCCUGACCAUUCGUUGGAGAUGACCGUUCAAGUCAAGAUGCCCCUCGGUGAACCUUGGCAGUGAUCGGUGGGCGCAAGUGGAAGUCGAGGAGUCAGACUGUGAUCUACUUGGCUGCCGAUGGGAAAUGUCCGACGGUAGUAAGCAAUUGAAAACCUCCAUGUUAUGAUGAUGAUGUUGUUGUUUUUUUAAGACUUUGGGACUGAGAUGGCCAGUACAGUAUUUUUGGUUAUAGGGCUGCACCCCCCCCCCCCCAACUCCCUGUGCGGUGGUACUGAUGUAAGUUUUGUAAAAAGUUGAUCAUCCAGCCAUUGCCACUCUAAUUUAUACGCGUUUGCGUGCUUGUGUCUUGUGUGGCGUGAGGGCUUCGAUUCCCAAAUUUAUGAUCUAAAUAUUUUGUCUCGGGCUUAUCCUGCCCCCUUGUGGUCAGCUUGAGGUACGACUUUUUCACCAAUUCCGCUGUCUGCACACGUAGUGCAUGUUGCUUUAUGACUUUAGGGUUAAUUUAUGAUGUGCACUUAUUUUCUAUUGCGCGUUGCGUGUUUUUAAUUGAUUCGUUUCUUUCAUUUUUCUUUUGUUUCAUUUUUUGUUGACUGAUCAAUUACAUUGCAUUCAGGCUUUUUGGGCUUUUGGGGGGGUAAUUAUUAUUAUUAUUCUAUCAGAGUAGUUUCAUGUGAUUUUCAGUUGUCGAUCUGUUUAGACUUGCACUUAUUUUGCAUUGUACUACUGAGGUGUUCCAUCAUUUCGGGGCACGAGAGCCGUUCAGUGGGAUUGAAAUAACUUUUUUUGUGUGUGUGCUACGUCGGGCAUUAAGGGCACAGUAACAAAUCCACUGGAAUAACAAUAAAAGGGUACCAUUUCCUGGGAGCGUAAUAUCAUAAGCAUGAACACGUGACCUCAAAUGAAAAGUGCGCUUGCUGUAUGUUGGCCACCUGCCACAACCAACCGAACUGGACUGAUGACUUAACACUUUUGAAUCCACGGUACAUGUCCAAGCUAAGCUCGAAAGGUACUAAGAUCCUAGGUGGUAGAGUGCUCGUCCAUUCUCUGCACUAGAUGACCUUCCAGUCCUUUUCUUUUGUUUUUUUUUUCUUUUUUUAAAUGUGAUUUCAAUUUGAGACGAUUUAUGUUUACAGCAUUAGCUGCUUUAUCUUUUUUUUCUGCUAAGCCAUGAACACUACUAUUUAUUGUAAUGUAUUUUCUCAUUACUUGAUAAGUAAGUUGUACUAUUAUACAGUGAGUCUACUUGAGGUACGAUGUUGGUUACUCCCCCCACCCCACCCCCCAAAAAAAAUCUACAAUAAGUGAAUCAUCUCAUUGAAGUAACAGCAGCACUUGUUUGUAGGUUUAGUGUCCACUGUGAUUUGUUGUAUAACAUGUCUUUCUUUCACAAUAAAAGAGCCCAAGAUUGUUGA
This is a messenger RNA of Syngnathoides biaculeatus (alligator pipefish), 4096 nucleotides long. RefSeq names its product integrin, beta 8 (gene itgb8). The record is from RefSeq and is a predicted model, not a curated record. Bases 369 to 2747 code for a protein of 792 amino acids. Lineage: Eukaryota; Metazoa; Chordata; Actinopteri; Syngnathiformes; Syngnathidae. Gene Ontology annotation, cellular component: integrin complex; focal adhesion; cell surface. Gene Ontology annotation, biological process: cell adhesion mediated by integrin; cell migration; integrin-mediated signaling pathway. Gene Ontology annotation, molecular function: integrin binding. The transcript is spliced from 16 exons.